AUGCUGAGUAAAGCUCCAGCUAUUAGUCCGGGGAAGAACCCCGCUGCAAUUGCAGCACCAGGGAAGGCCGGGCAACUGGAGUUUCGAUCUGAUGAUUGGCUAAAACUAGGAAUCGACACAGGGGUUGUCGAUACUGUAACUGUUGCGGGAGUCGAGGUGGAGGUCAACGUUGGUUCAGGCGUCGCGGUUGACGUUGGCGAACUGGUUAUCGGUUUGAUAGUCGUGCAGUCCUUUCCUUCCGGACAACAAAUCAACGUCGUCGAGUCAUCCACACUCAAGCACGUCGAUGAUUUUGGGCAACAGAAGUUGGAUGGGAGUUUCGAGUCUGGACAACUUGAGAAAUCCGGAUCCCCGCAGGUAUUGGCGAGUCUGACUGAAAGAUCGAAACCAAGACCUGUCAAAGAAACGGAAGAGACAGUUAGGAAAAGCGACUGGAGGGCACAGGCGAACGUCAAUCUUGAUUGUCGCAUCUCAAAGGCUAAGUCUGGAGUCCGAGAAGAUCAAAAGUUGGUGCGGUAG
Molecule: messenger RNA, 519 nt
Organism: Uncinocarpus reesii 1704
Lineage: Eukaryota; Fungi; Ascomycota; Eurotiomycetes; Onygenales; Onygenaceae
Exons: 2
Coding region: 1-519 (172 amino acids)
Source: RefSeq, a predicted model, not a curated record